Morone saxatilis (striped sea-bass) is the source of this 2251-nucleotide messenger RNA. RefSeq names its product spartin a (gene sparta). The record is from RefSeq and is a predicted model, not a curated record. Gene Ontology annotation, biological process: negative regulation of BMP signaling pathway; cell division. Lineage: Eukaryota; Metazoa; Chordata; Actinopteri; Moronidae. The coding region runs from base 26 to 1648 and encodes 540 amino acids. The transcript has 7 exons. Gene Ontology annotation, cellular component: plasma membrane.
CUCUAUAUCCCGUCUGCUCCUCAUCAUGGCUGAGCCUGCCGAGCUGCUGCUCAUCAAGGACCAGUACGAGUUGGCGUUUCAUUCCCUGAGCCGUGGGCAGGCUGCUGAAGAGGCAGGGAAAGGAGCGGAGGCCCUGGAGUAUUACAGGAAAGGUCGGCAGCACCUUACCCAAGGAAUGGAAGUUCCCACUCGGGGGGAGAGACAGCAGGGAGCGACUUGGGACACGGCCAGGCAGCUUCAGCAAAGGAUGAGCGACACUCUGAGAACUGUUAACACCCACCUCUCCUAUCUGGAGACCUCUCCACUGACGACAGGAAGCCAGACGGGCCGCCUGUUGAUGGAUCUUCCUCCCAAUCUUUAUCCAGACCUGGCACCAAACAGUCAGCCUCCCCAAAGCUCCCUCCACCAUUUGUACCCAACAAUACCUGCCACCACGCAGAACAAAACCCCAAGCCCUAAAACACCCUCUGUCAGGCCUCCUUCCCCUGCUGCUCUGCACACACACACGCUCCCUGCAUCAGGAACUAUAGCCAUGGCUAAUCCAGGGGACCAGCCUCCAGCAUACACACCACAGCCAACAGUCGGCCACCGCAGUCUGGCUUACGGUCCCGGUAGAGGUGGCCUCGGGUCAGGAAAACCGACUGGAGCAGCAGCAGGAGGAGAUGGAAGCGAAAUGCUUGUCAUCCCCUCUGGGGUGCAGAUGUUUUUCGUGGCACCAAAUGGGCAGGUCAGCUCCCUGUCUUCUCCAGGGUACCUUCGCAUUAUGACGUUUGACAGUCAGCACAAGACUGAAAGACCCUCUGCAUUUCUACAUGUGUGUGACUGGCUGUACCCGCUGACCGCAGACACUCCAGUGCUACUGGCUAACUCUGGGAUCUUCAUGUUCCCUGACUCACUGGCAGAGACGCCGGGGUCCUACGUGGGUAUAGUGCUGUCUUCCGAACUGCCUGCUGCUGACCGAGAGACAUUUAAGGACCUCCUAAUGCAGCUGGCUGAACUCAGGAUCCAGGGUCCAGAUGGGGCAGGGUCAGAGGUCAUCAACCUGAGUGAGAAAAUCCCCCUUGGUCCCCUGAAAGAGCAAACAGGUCUGACAGUGCCGACAGGAGAGAAGGAAAAACCACCACUUCCUGGAUGGAGUGAGAAAAUGGCACAAGGAAUCUUGUCAGGAGCUGCAAAGCUAAGUGUUGAGUUUGUAAAAGGAGCAGAGGCCACUGGUAGGGCCAUUCAUAAAGGAGCAGCCAAGAUCCGUGACCAUAUCACACCUGAGGAAACGCCUUCAGAGGUCAGCCCUCGUGUCACCAAAGGUCUGCAGGUGGCUAAACAGGCCACCGGGGGUGCUGUGCGAGUCAGCCAGUUCCUGGUUAAUGGAGUGAGUACGGUGGCAGGACACGUGGCAGAGAAGAUGGCACCCCAUGUGAAGAAACAUGGCACUAAGCUCGUCCCAGAAUCUAUGAAGAAGAGCAAAGACGGCCGUGCCUCCAACUUAGAUGGAGCUAAGUUUGUGGCAGUCAGCAGCGUACAAGGCUUCUCUACGAUUUGGUCUAGUCUGGAGACUGGAGCAAAGCUUGUUGGCAAAAGUGUUACAUCAGAGACUGUCUUGACUAUGAAGUACAAGUUUAAGGGCAUAGAGAAGCUAAUAAACAUAUGACUGCAUGGUGGAGUAAAGGCAAAGACUUGUGAACUAACAACUGACCCAGAUCAAGUCAGAAAAUAAUCCUCAAUAAGAAAUCUUAUCAUCCAAAUCUAACAGCUAACACAGAGUUGUUUUUGAAAAUGGACUUUCUUUGAUUAACUUAUCUGUACAUAUGAAGUAUGUGUUCUGGGUUCUUUUGUUUGACUUGGUGUAGUUUAAGCUUCUGUUAUGUGUGUGUUUCUGGGCUUGUCUACCUGUUUGUUUGCUGUGGCUGAACGUCUGCAUGUGUUGGGUGGUGGUGCUCUUGCUGUUCAUACCAUCUGUAUCCCCUUUUUCCUGAUACGUUACUAAUAAAACUGCCACAAAGUGAAGUCUGACUGUUUUUUCUUGACCUUUGGUGUGUUGAUGUGAACGACAACAGUACCAAUAUCACCCAUCACACUCAUCCACCUCAUUUAUUUUCUUACACCUUCCCUAACUGCACCUUAUUAUUCAUGGUGAAGGUAUGGUGAUGAUGCAGGCCAAGCCACAGACACUGCUCUGAAGUCAGUGGUCAAUGUUGGUGUGGCUGCAUACAACAUUGACAAUCUGGGCAUCAAAGCCAUUCUGAAGACAACA